Theobroma umbraticum is the source of this 1457-nucleotide messenger RNA. RefSeq names its product NDH-dependent cyclic electron flow 5 (gene NDF5). Gene Ontology annotation, cellular component: cytoplasm. NCBI's taxonomy places the organism in Eukaryota, Viridiplantae, Streptophyta, Magnoliopsida, Malvales, Malvaceae. Gene Ontology annotation, molecular function: glucose-6-phosphate 1-epimerase activity; carbohydrate binding. The record is from RefSeq and is a predicted model, not a curated record. Gene Ontology annotation, biological process: carbohydrate metabolic process.
AGAACCAACCAAAGAUACCAGUUGAAUUAUCCUGAUGGAAAGCAAAGGAUAAGGGACCAACCUGAUCUUUCUGUCUGGUUCCAAAAGACACUGCAAAUGGACCUCCUAAGCAGGCUAGCUAGCUGCAACUAACAUAUCAAAGAGAUAAGGAAAGAGUCUUAUUACAGUAAGGAACUAUUACUAUGGCUUGCAGUUCACUUUUCUCACCCAACUUCACCGCUUUUUCCUCUCCAACACCAACUAGCCAUCAUUUAUGUUAUCACCCUCACCUUCCCUCUACAUCUCUUCAACGCAGCAAUAACAGGAGAGAAUUUCCACUUGCAUCUGUGGCUUCGAUUCCUUACCAACCAAUCAAUGUGGACUACCUAGAAGGGGAAUUCAGUGGCCAUGGGGUCACCUUCGAAGGUAUUGGUGAUAGUUGUGUUGCGAAGAUGGGGUUGGAUAAUGGCAGCCAAGCUACUCUAAUGCUUCCAAGUGGCUUGAUCACUUCUUACAAGGCUCCAAUGUGGCAUGGGGGCACAGUUGAGCUACUGCACACAUCGGUUUCUGAGGGAGAUGAGGGUGAGGCUGUGAUACAAGGAGGGGUGUCUUUAGCCAUCAACUGUGAAAGUGAUAAUGAAGUUUCAUGGUCUCCAAGUACUUGGGCUCUUCGUGAUAUCAGAGGCAAUUCGAAGAACUCUAUUAAGGUUGAGCUGAUAAGUAGAGAAAAUAUGGUUGAAACAAGACAUAUUGUGACUCUCCAAGAAGAUGUCCUAAGCUCAGAGAUUAGAGUCUCGAACUCAAAAUCAUCACCACUACGAUGGACAGGAUCUAUUAUAAGCCAUCUAACAGUUAGCAGUCCGGAUGCAACAUAUGCACUUGGAUUAGAAGGCUCAAAUUUUCUCAAAAUGCCACCCUUUUUGUCAAAUUUUGGUAUAAUUCCUCCAGAUUUUGACCUGGAAAAUGAUUCUUAUAUUGGCCAGCUAUGGAGUCAAAUGGAACUGAAAAUGUUUUUCAGUGGAUUGGGACAAAGAAAUCACAAGAAUGCUAGUGAAGCAGACAAAAAGCAGAGAGAAAGUGAAGAAAUGGAGGGUGAAGAGGAGGGGUAUAAGCAGUUAAAUGCGCAAAUGAGCAGGAUUUACACCAGUGCACCUAGAUUCUUCACACUCAUCGACAGGGGUAGAAGAAACUCAGUUGAGGUCGGAAGAGAAGGAUUUGAUGAAUUGUAUAUGUUCAGCCCUGGUUCAAGCCAUGAAAUCUAUGGCGAGUAUGCUUAUAUAUGUGUAGGUCAGUCAGCCACACUUAAACCCAUAAUCUUAGGUCCAGGAGAAGUGUGGCGAGGUUGCCAGCAUUUACACAACCCAAACAUGUAAACCAUCAUUAAGCAUGCUUUUAAAUUCAUCAAGUAAAUUUGCAUGCUUGUGAGUUGUGAAUGAAAGGAAUCACUGUUGGGUGUUGACUGCAAUAAUCAACAUUAA